AUGCGGACUAUUUCAAGCAAGGGCAAGAAGGGAGCGAGCAAGAUGCAAGUUCCGAAGAAGCCUCUCCCAGUGACCCUAUUGUCCGGCUUUCUGGGGUCAGGCAAAACCACUCUUCUACAGCAUAUCCUCAAAACAGAGCAUGGUCUCCGCAUUGCUGUGGUGGUCAACGAUAUUGGCGCUAUCAACAUUGACGCCGCGCUCAUCAAGAAGACCCACCAGCUCACCAAGACGGACGAGAAGAUCAUUGCGCUGCAGAAUGGAUGCAUCUGCUGCACUUUGCGGGGAGACCUCCUCGAAGAGUUAGUGCGGCUCGCACAAUUGCAGGAAUUUGACUACAUCAUCAUCGAGAGCAGCGGCAUCAGCGAGCCGGAACAGGUUGCCGAGACUUUCGACUCGCGACUGGCCGAGACCAUGGGCGACAUGGCCGAGGCGCCGGGAGCUGAGCAGCUUGACGAAAGCAUGAUCAAGGUCCUCAAGCAGCUGAAGAAAGCUGGCGGGCUGGAAAAGUUUGCCCGGCUGGACACGACAGUGACGGUCAUUGACGCCUUCACCAUGAUGCACGACUUCGACACGGCGGACCUCUUGUCUUCACGGCGCGACGACGUUACACCCGAAGACGAGCGCACUGUAUCAGACCUCAUGGUCGACCAGAUUGAGUUUGCAGAUGUCAUCAUCCUAAACAAGACCGACAUGGUCAACGAAGAGACCAAAAACGAGACGCGCGGCCUUAUCAAAAGACUCAACCACCGCGCCAAGAUCAUUGAAGCGUCGUACGGCAAAGUCGACGUCAAGGAGCUCGUCAACACCGGCUUGUUUAAGCUCGAUGUGGCACAGUCCGGAUACGGCUGGCUGCAAGAUCUACACGCCAUGACUGUGCGCGAGGUCAACGGGCGCAACGUCCUGACCCCCAACCCCGAGACGGAGGAGUACAACGUGCAGAGCUUCAUCUACAGCCGGUACAGGCCGUUUCACCCGCGUCGCCUCUUUGCGCUGCUGUACGACAAGUUUAUCCUGCAGAUGGAGCAUCCGGAGGACGAUGACGAGGAUGAUGAUGGAGGGGAUGAUGAUGAUGACAUGCAAGAUGGGGAUGGCACGGACGUUGACAUGGAGGUCCAGGUGGAUGAAGAAGAUUCAGGCAGCUCUCGCUCCUCGGGGAGCACAGCCCUCCUGGGGUCGUCCCCCCUGAGCACCAGAUCAGCCUCCACGGCCCGCACCGCGCCCUCACCAACCACAUAUGCAGCCAAGCCGCAAGGACAACGCAACGCCGACGAAGCCAUCCCCAUGCAGCUCGAUGACAACGACACCAUCGAAGCCGCCGAGGAGGAUCCGCUCGAUAUUCCUGCCAACGACAUCAUCCUCGCCAACAAGCGCGCGCACCCCACGCUGCGGCGCCUCUUCCGCUCCAAGGGCGAGUUCCUGCUCGCGACGCGGCCUCACCGCGCGGGGGACUGGUCGCAGGCGGGCGCGAUGCUGACGCUCACGGGCGGGCGGCCGUGGUUCUGCACGCUGCCCGCCGAGGAGUACGCGACGGGCGAUGCGCAGGUCGACGCGCUGGUGCAGUACGACAUGCGCAAGGGCGGCGAGUGGGGGGACCGCCGGCAGGAGCUGGUCUUCAUCGGCGAGGGGCUCGACCGCGAUGCGCUGGCGGCGAUGCUGGACGCCUGCUUGCUCACCGGGGAGGAGAUGGCGCGCUGGGAGGAGGUGAUGCGCGAUAAGGGGCUGAAUGAGGAGGCGAGAAGGGAGCGCCUGGAAGAGCUGUUUGAGGAUGGGUUUCCCGAGUGGGCGGAGGAUCAGGACGAAGAGGAUGGCGAUGAUGACGAGGAUGGGGAGGACAUGGACGUGGAUGGAAAGGAAGAUGCUCGCAGCCAUGCUCACCAGCAUAGGCACAAGCACAAGCACGAGCACAAGCACGAGCAUGGGCGUCGGCACAUGGUUCAGGCGCACAGCUAA
Messenger RNA from Purpureocillium lilacinum, 1950 nucleotides. RefSeq lists its product as uncharacterized. The record is from RefSeq and is a predicted model, not a curated record. Lineage: Eukaryota; Fungi; Ascomycota; Sordariomycetes; Hypocreales; Ophiocordycipitaceae.